UCUCCGGAUUCAGUUGAUCGCCGGAACCCGAAAGCGAUGGAUCGUUGGCAGAACCGCGUGGCCGUGAUAAGUGGGGCAAGUUCCGGAAUUGGGGCUGCAUGUGCCCGACUUUUGGUCUCCGCCGGAUUGCAAGUUGUUGGCCUGGCCCGCCGAACCGAUCGCCUGGAGAAACUCCGGCAAUCCCUUCCAGAGGAUCAGAGAUCCCGAUUCCAUCAGCACACCUGCGAUGUUUCGCAGGAAUCGCAAGUGGACACCGCCUUCAAAUGGAUCGAAAAAGAACUCGGUGGCAUCGAUGUGCUCAUAAAUAAUGCCGGCAUCGUUUUGGGUGGCCAACUUAUUGAUAUGCCGACAAAGGACAUUGGAAACAUUCUGCAAACGAAUCUCAUGGGCAGCAUUUACUGCACCAAAUUGGCAACGGGCAGCAUGAGGAGACGUCAGGUGGCAGGUCAUCUGUUCUUCGUAAAUAGCACGGCCGGAGUAGCUGGUUACAAGCCAGAUCCGGCGGAUGAGAGCUUAAAUGCCUAUACUCCUAGUAAAUUUGGGCUAACUGCCGUUCACGAGAUCUGCCGACAGGAGCUGAUCCAAAAGGGUUCCAAGAUCAAGACCACGAGCAUCAAUCCCGGCUGGGUGGCCACAGAGAUCGUUCCGGAGGAGACGAAGGAGAAGCUGGGGGCGGUCAUCCUGCAGGCGGACGACGUGGCCCAGGCGGUACUGUACGCCCUCUCGACGCCGCCGCAUACGCAGGUGGAGCAGAUAACGCUGCGGGCGGUGGGCGAGUACUUCUGAUAGCCGAUAACCGAUAACCAAUACCCGAUAGCCGCUUGAUAACGCAGCCCCCGCGAUUAGACCAUCGACAUUCACAAUAACCAAAUAACAAUCAAAUGAAAGGAAACGACCUGUCCCAAACACCCAAACACAUACUUACACUUUAACACACAGAUACAUUCACACACAAGAUACAUUCACACACAAGAUACAUUCAUAUACAGAUACUCAGAAGCCCCAUUUGGUUGACCACAAAAUUGUUCACUCUCACCCCAUUUCGCUUGGAACUUUUAUUGUUACUGUUACGGCAACAUUUGCUCAGCACUUUUCCACAAACCAAAUAAAUAAUUCAGUUUUGUAAAUUAUCAA
Molecule: messenger RNA, 1134 nt
Organism: Drosophila ficusphila
Lineage: Eukaryota; Metazoa; Arthropoda; Insecta; Diptera; Drosophilidae
Product: farnesol dehydrogenase
Exons: 2
Coding region: 37-786 (249 amino acids)
Source: RefSeq, a predicted model, not a curated record